AUGCGCGCUUACUUGCGACCCGUCUUUGUCAGUGACGGCGAGACAGCAGAGGAAGAAGCAGAAGCAGAAGCAGAAGAGCAAAAGACGGCGAGAGAGCGUAACGUCCGAGGACAAACGAGCGUGAAGAUGAAGAAGAGAAAGACGAAGACGAAGAGAGGAGAUGAUGAAGAGGAUGAAGAGAUGAAGACGAAGAGAAAGCAGAAGCAGAAGAAGAGAAAGACAGUUAGAGAAGAGGAAGAAGAAGACGAAGAAGAAGAAAAGACGGCAAGACAAGGCUCAUCCCAGUCACCAGGACUCUCUCUCUCCCUCUGUGUCUGUCUGUCUGUCUGUCUUUCUCUCUGUCUUUUCGCUGCUGGACGGAGAAUACGAAGAGACGCAGCGCAACCCCUGAACGGGCCCGUCUGA
Messenger RNA from Trichophyton benhamiae CBS 112371, 405 nucleotides. RefSeq lists its product as uncharacterized. The transcript is spliced from 2 exons. NCBI's taxonomy places the organism in Eukaryota, Fungi, Ascomycota, Eurotiomycetes, Onygenales, Arthrodermataceae. The coding region runs from base 1 to 405 and encodes 134 amino acids. The record is from RefSeq and is a predicted model, not a curated record.